Messenger RNA from Anolis sagrei ordinatus, 2188 nucleotides. RefSeq names its product RAB19, member RAS oncogene family (gene RAB19). NCBI's taxonomy places the organism in Eukaryota, Metazoa, Chordata, Lepidosauria, Squamata, Anolidae. Gene Ontology annotation, molecular function: GTPase activity; GTP binding. Gene Ontology annotation, cellular component: Golgi apparatus; endosome. The record is from RefSeq and is a predicted model, not a curated record.
UCCCCGCUAGGAAGUGGUUUAAUGUCUGGUGUUUUGCUCUCACUCUGCUGUGAAGCAAGGCUUGGGUUUCACAAGCAGGAGGCAGGAAGACUUUGACCUUGUGGGACUACGUUUCCCAUCAGGCAGCAAGAAAGUCAAGGUGGGAGGAGAAUAGCAAGAGCCUUCUACCUGUUCAGGCAGAACCAAGUCAAGGAAUCGGUCAGGAAGCAGGAUCAUGGCUUUCUCCGACACAGAGGUGGAUGAGGACUUUGACUACUUGUUCAAGAUCAUUCUGAUUGGAGACUCGAAUGUGGGAAAGACCUGCGUAGUCCAUCGGUUCAAGUCAGGACAAUACCAUACAAAGCAACAGAAUACUAUUGGGGUAGACUUCACAGUGCGUCCACUUGAGAUCGAUGGCAAAAAGAUCAAGAUACAGGUGUGGGAUACAGCUGGCCAAGAACGCUUCCGGACAAUAACCCAAAGUUAUUAUCGUAGUGCCCAUGGGGCUAUCCUUGCCUAUGAUAUGACCAGACAGUCCACUUUUGAAUCUAUUCCUCAUUGGAUUCAUGAGAUUGAAAAAUUUGGUGCUGCUAAUCUGGUUCUAAUGUUGAUUGGGAACAAGGCGGAUGAAGCAGACAAGAGGCAAGUGCUGUUUGAAGAUGCUUGCACGCUAGCUGAGAAGCAUGGGCUUUUAGCUGUGUUGGAAACGUCAGCCAAGGAGGCCCAAAACGUUGACGAGGUCUUCACACUGAUGGCCAAAGAGCUGAUAGCCAGGAAUACCUUACAGCUCCAUGGAGAGAGCAGUCCUCUCGAGAACAUCCAUUUGGACACCCGACCAAUAAUAGCCAGUCAGGCUGAGAGCUCCAGUUGCUCCUGUUGAUGAAAUGCUCUGUGGGGGGAAAUACCACUAGCAUAUUUCCAGAGGCCUACACUAACAUAAGAAGAUUCUUCCUUCUAGCCUUGCGUUUGCUGUAUUUUUCAACCAUACAGUUUUGGCAUAAUGCCUUUCUCCUGAAGCAAACACUUCUUUUUCUUUUGAUGGUCCAAGAAGGUUGCAGUGGCCUUUGUCUCAAUGCAACUUUUCAGCUGAAGAGGAAAACGUCUGUUGGAAACUGUGAGAAACUAUCCUUGGAAAAGAACAAUGGAUCCCUCUGACAGAAGCAGGUGGAUGUUUUUCAGCCUCCGUUAAGAGCUGUCCUGUUCGGUUUCUACUGGUUUCCUCCAGUGACAAUGGAGAAAAUUAGAAGUUUAGCUCUUAGAUAUUGUGACGUAUUUCUUUUAUAUUAUAGUUCAAAGGGUUACUGAUGUCAAUUGAUGAAACUAAUGUGGUUAAAUAUUAAAUAGCAGUUUUGAAUGUCUGCAGUUGAUUUUUACUGGCUUGUCAGUUGACGUAGGAUUUACUCUACCUCCAGAAGCUAGUGAUUAUGGGGGACUUAAUGCAUGUGUUCUACUUUGUUUUCCUGUUCUGACUUUGUACAGUCCCAGCACUAGAAGUGAAUGUCUGUGAUGGUAAAGUUUUAUUUUCUUUGAAAUUAAAACACUUGACUGAUGUUAUUAAAUCUGAAUUUAAUAACCUAUAAAGAUUGCAAACCACAAAAGGGAUCAACAUUUAGAAAUACUGAAAAGGCAGCUGCCAAGAUGACUGUUUGUUGCAGAUGCAAGAGAACUUGAGGCAUGGAAAUGACACAUCAUAACAGGCUGUGUUACCUGUAAUAUGUUACUUUCUGAGAUGACAGGAACAUAAUUAUUGCCCCACCAGACUGCAAAAACAACUGACAAGUUUGUGUUUCCAGUAUAAUAAGCAAUGUUUAGUUCUUACCCCAGAACAUUGUUUUUGAGGAUUUGUUUGAUCAUUCUUGUGUUUUAAAGUGCCUUUUUAAAAAAUUUAAAUGGUGAUUAACAGGACUCACUUUAAAAAAUCACAAGUAACACAUUACUACUUAACAUAACACUCCAAACACUGUAGCAACUGAUUUUCCCAUGCUAGAGUAAUGGCUUUUAAUAUUAUCUGUAUGAGUGUAGGAUGUUUUCUGCACCCAUUAUUUUGAAAAAUGUUGUGAAAUGCUUGUACAGAUUUUGAUGCUAGACAUUCAUGGAAAGGUGGUGCAUGCUUUUCUUUGUUAAUGGAAGGGAUAAAUCUUGUUCAUGGUGGGUUCAAUCCAGACAGUCGUACUUGCAAUAAAAUCUUUUAAUCGUGUUAGCCAUGACU